AGUCGUGCAACAGUUGUGCCUCACUUUGGUCGCUCCGAAAGGAAAGGGAGAAAUCGAACCAUUUUCCCUUAUCUCGCCCCUCAAUUCUGGGGACUAUUUGUGUAUCUCUAGUCGACACACAAUCUCUAUUAUCUCUGGAAAAAACUCACAUUUACUUUUUUCCUUCAGUGCUAAAGUGAAUUGUGGAUGAAUUUUUGGGCCUUCUCAGUGACUUUUCAAAUUGAAGGUACCAGACAAUUUUUAGUGCAUCUGCACAAUAUGUGCCAGUGCAGUUGAAAGUGGGCUGUUUUGUGGUGAGGUAAUUCCAUCGAAUCUGAGCCAGUUCAAUGAACAAUCUGUGCUGCAGUGUUUGAAACUCCACGAGGGAGAAUGUGUGACGCGGGAAACAAAUUUGUCUGUCCCAGCGACAGAAUGCUGGCGCUCAGAGCCAAGCUCCACUCGGGAUGGUGCACGGGAAAACCAGCAAGUGGGAGUAGUCUUAAGCCCGAUGAACAGGCAGCCAUCCUCAAUGUUAUUAAGCGGAAUGAGGCACUAGAGAUGGCUGAGAGACAGAGAAUAGGAAUGAUGGUGGAGCGUUUGGAGAAGCUCAAGCUGCGAGCCACAGACUGUGGACCACGGAAUUGUCGCCUCUGUGGGCAAUCCUUUGGGCUACUGUCGCUGUCAAAACAAAUUUGUGAUGACUGCCAUCAUCAGGUGUGUUCCAAAUGCUCCAUCGAGCUCACUACAAAGACUCUCCAAGGUGAGAGGGAAAUUUGGCUGUGCAAAAUAUGUUCGGAGACACGGGAGAUGUGGAAGAAGUCAGGAGCAUGGUUCUUUAAGGGGAUUCCACGGUAUGAAUUGCCUCGUAGGGAUAUAUCCAUAUCGAAGUCCUUUCGGCGAGAGGAGAAACCCAUCGUAGGGAGGACUAUGAAGUUGGGAGUGCGUCUGAAUGAUUCAUCAUCUGAGGAGGAUGAGGAGGAGGAUAAGGUAGAUACAACUGAAGUUCUUCAAAGAAGACAGUCGAAUUUGCUCAUGGGAAACGGAAGCACAGCGAGGGAGAGACCACACUUAGUAUCAGAGUCAUCGAUGGGAAGCAGAAAAAUGUCCAUUGGAGCCCAUAGUCAGACACUAAGUUCGACAAAUUCUCAGGAUAGUGCUACACUAUCCCUGGCUGAAUGGAGGAAUCAACAAGAGGGAGGUGGUCUCAUUAGAACAUCAUCAAUCCUUCGGCGUGGCUCCAUUUCUUCCAGCUACUCUACAUCCGAAUCCACAGUUGGUGUCCUGAGUGCAGUGACCAUAAGUCAAGGCUGCAAAGAACCACCUUUGGGUUGGGUGGAGCUCGUUCUGAACUAUGAUGAGUCCAAUCAUUCCCUCGACUGUUCUGUGAUACGCGCCCGGGACUUGCCUCCAAUGGACAGUUCUGGGCUAGCAGAUCCUUUCUGCAAAAUCAAUGUGGUGUCUAUCGAGGGUAUGGCUCGUCAACAGCGCUGGAUGAAGACUAAAACAGUGCAUAAGACUCGCAAUCCUGAGUUCAACGAGACCGCCACUUUCCUUGGUAUGGAACACGAGGAGCUCAAUCGAUCCAUCCUCUAUGUCGUCAUCCUUGACGAGGACAAGUACGGUCACGAUUUCCUAGGCACGGCGAAAAUCGUCCUCUCACCAAUUUAUGCAACAAGUCCCUGUCGUAUCUCUGUGCCACUCGAUGCUGAGGAUCAGCACAGCAUCGACGCGAGUUUGUCCGGUCCAUGGCCCCGUGGACAAAUCCUUAUAUCUCUAUGCUACAACACAAAAAAACGUGCCCUCGUUGUGCACAUUAAGCGCUGCAUCAAUCUUCUUCCCAUGGACAACAAUGGAUUUUCCGAUCCAUUUGUAAAAAUCCAACUCAAACCCGAUUCGCAUCGCAAGAAAUUCAAGACGAGCAUAAAGUGGCGCAAUUUGAAUCCUGUCUUCAAUGAGGAAUUUAUGUUCGAGUCGCGUCCCAAUGACUUCGACAAGCAAUUCCUCAUCAUCACUGUAUGGGAUAAGGAUUUUGGCAAAAGCAACGAUUUUCUCGGAUCCCUUAUGCUGGGCCCCACUAGCAAAGGCAGACGCCUGAAGCAGUGGCGAGAUUGUGUUCGCCUUCCGGAUCACUAUCACGAACAGUGGCAUUGUUUAUCUGCUGAUCCAGCACAUUGAGCCAUAAAUUACACAAAAAUAUGUGCUAAAAAUCAAGGGAACAGCAACUGGUGGUUUCGGGUAAUACUUUUGAGUUUGCACAAAUGCUGAUUCAACAAACUAAUAAAAUAAAUUCAUAUCAAUAUCAGAUAAAGAAGCAAUUUGAUAAAAAUCUGAUUCUAAUGAAAUUCUUUGUACCCCUCAAUUUCCUCUUCUAAAACAACCAUGAAUGCUUAUCUUUUUUUAUUAAUCUGUUAUGCGGAUUUUGAAGAUAAUAGAAGAUUUUUUUUUAAACUUUUGUAAACUUUAAAAGUUUAUAAAGGGAUCUCUGUAAAUGGCUUUGAAAUCAUACAUUAAGUUUGUUAUACUGCGAUUGAUUUUUAAGCAAAACUAUUACAGCCAUUACAGCCUCUUUUAGGAUCAAUUUAUUCUAUUAGAACCAGGUCAUAAAUCAUAGGUUCUGUUUCUUAAUUUCUUCCAUAUAAUAACUAUUGAGGCUGUUGAAUAUAUUCUGAUAAUGACAAAUUCGAAAAAGAAAAAUUUUGGAAAUUAAAAAAAGAAAAACAAAAGCACAGGAAAAUAUGAUUUUUUUACUAAAAGAUAAAAUAUUUUUGUUUUAUAAAACUGAUGAAGAAA
Phlebotomus papatasi is the source of this 2769-nucleotide messenger RNA. RefSeq names its product synaptotagmin-7 (gene Rph). Gene Ontology annotation, molecular function: small GTPase binding. The transcript is spliced from 6 exons. Bases 370 to 2154 code for a protein of 594 amino acids. The record is from RefSeq and is a predicted model, not a curated record. Lineage: Eukaryota; Metazoa; Arthropoda; Insecta; Diptera; Psychodidae. Gene Ontology annotation, cellular component: membrane. Gene Ontology annotation, biological process: intracellular protein transport.